Messenger RNA from Scophthalmus maximus (turbot), 4803 nucleotides. RefSeq names its product melanocortin receptor 5. The record is from RefSeq and is a predicted model, not a curated record. Lineage: Eukaryota; Metazoa; Chordata; Actinopteri; Pleuronectiformes; Scophthalmidae. Gene Ontology annotation, molecular function: melanocortin receptor activity. Gene Ontology annotation, cellular component: membrane. The coding region runs from base 1393 to 2427 and encodes 344 amino acids. The transcript has 5 exons. Gene Ontology annotation, biological process: G protein-coupled receptor signaling pathway.
UGUCAGUAAUGAAGUCCUACCUGUGAACAGUCUUUCCAUUGAUAGGAUGGUUAAAGACGGGUCACCAGCACAGGCAGGUGACCCGUCUGAAUUCACUGGUCAGGGCUUUGAAAUGCUGACAUGCUCUAACAAUCCUGCUCAUUGUUUUUCUUCUUCGAAACACAGAUAAACAGUGUGCAUGACCAUUUGGCAUGGUCGCCCCACGAACUGAAGAAUUGAAAGAGACCUUUCAGCCAAUAAUACACAAGUUUUUUCAAAGUUUUGCUAUCAACACAUUUCUGAUUGGUCGCGGCCUUUGUUCACUGAAGAAAUAAUUCAACAAUCCAUUCACUGAUGUUGCGCUAUUACACCGCUGUGGUUUUCUUUCGCUGACAUUCAGUUACGCAGAGACAAACCACAAAUCUUCGGGACUAUAGCCCAGAGUGCAGGUACAACCUAAACAAACAAACUGCUAAUUGUGUAAUUAAUGUUCUAAAUACACAUUAUUCAUCUCACACCAUACUUUACUGCUGCAGUGCUUCUUUUCACCCUCUCUCUGAAACAACCCCCUGACCCAGACGCUUCCUGAUCAGCUGUAAAUACCACCAUCCCCAUGGCAACAAUGGUAUUGAUUCGGUCAUACUGAUGUUAGCUAAACCUAUAAAGCAUAACACGGGCACUUUAACCAAAAGUCUUGUAUGUAGAAGGUUUUGCUCCUUUACGUUGUUCCUUUAAUUAUUAUUAUUACAUAUAAUUAUAAUGCUGCUGAACAACAUGGAGGGUCAUGUGCUGCUGUUAUACUGCAGGAUGUUAAAAACUGUAGGAAUAUCUUAAUAACAGCUUGCACAGUUCAUGUCUAUCAGACUCAGACAAACUCCCAGUCGCUUUAACCUAACACACACACACACACACACACACACACACACUUUGUCUUGCCUCAUUUCUUUUUGUAUAAUACUGAGGGGCGUAAUCUCUCCACCAAGUCACAUAUAGGGGCUACAUUCUUUUUAAGACAGAGCUCCUCCUCACUGACAUAUUGUCUUUAACAAGGAGAAAGGUCCGUGCUCCCGGCUGCUGCCUCCCUCAACUCCCUCUGAGGGCGAUGGCCAAAAUUUGCUGGCAGGAGCUGCAAGUCAUGUCCAUACUGUCAGAUCUGACGAAGGGGGUGGGUGGGUUAACCUCCCUCCCUCCCUCCCUCCCGCCUCUCUCUCUCUCUCUCUCUCUCUCUUUCUCCCUUUUACAGCUCAGAAUCACAAUGCGUAAAUCCACAGGUCUGGUUUUCAACAUACGCCGUAUCUUGCCCAUCCGAGCCACUUGUGGGAAACGAUUUGAGUCACAGCUCCAGUGCGAGCCUGCUUGAAAAAUGCUACUGGCAUUAGAGCAGCAGUGAUCUGGACCAGAGCCACAGCCAGGAUGAAUGAGUCUGGGGAGAGUUUCUACAAUGGGGAAGUGCAGAUGGGUAACUCCACCUGGACGUACACGUACUAUGACCAGAACUACACCUUGUCCCCUCCACUGCUUCCAGCCAAGACCAGCACCUCCAAACCGGCAGCAUGUGAGCAGGUCCACAUUGCUAUUGAGAUCUUUCUGAUCCUGGGUAUCAUCUCCCUGCUGGAGAACAUCCUGGUCAUCACAGCCAUAAUAAAGAACAAGAACCUCCACUCGCCCAUGUACUUCUUUGUCUGCAGUUUGGCUGUAGCAGACAUGCUGGUGAGUGUGUCCAAUGCCUGGGAGACCAUCAUCAUUUACCUUCUGAACAACCGACAGCUGGUGGUGGAGGACCAUUUCAUCCGGCAGAUGGACAACGUUUUUGACUCCAUGAUCUGCAUCUCUGUCGUUGCGUCGAUGUGCAGCCUACUGGCCAUCGCUGUGGACAGGUACGUCACUAUCUUCUACGCGCUCAGGUACCACAACAUUAUGACGGUGAGGAGAGCGGGCUGCAUCAUCGGGGGAAUCUGGACCUUCUGCACGGGCUGCGGGAUCAUCUUCAUCAUCUACUCAGACUCCACCCCCGUCAUCAUCUGCCUGGUCUCCAUGUUCUUCGCCAUGCUGCUCAUCAUGGCCUCCCUCUACAGCCACAUGUUCAUGUUGGCCCGAUCGCACGUCAAGCGCAUCGCUGCGCUGCCCGGCUACAACUCCAUCCACCAGCGGGCCAGCAUGAAGGGGGCCAUCACGCUGACCAUCCUGUUGGGCAUCUUCAUCGUCUGCUGGGCUCCCUUCUUCCUCCACCUGAUCCUAAUGAUCUCCUGUCCGCGGAACCUCUACUGCGUGUGCUUCAUGUCCCACUUCAACAUGUACCUCAUCCUCAUCAUGUGCAAUUCUGUGAUUGACCCGCUCAUCUAUGCCUUCAGGAGUCAGGAGAUGAGGAAGACUUUUAAGGAGAUCAUCUGCUGUUGUAGCCUGAGAAACGCCUGCAACAGCAUUUGUACUCUGACAGGUAAGUACUGAGCGACAGGGGCCGAGAGCACCAGUGACAUGAUGGGCAGGAUUUACUGACUGAAACUGACUCUUGAGCAAAACCGUUGGAGAUUCUAUCAAAAAGUAAACAGACAUGGAUCAUUGCACUUUACAGCAAGUAGGUGGAGCACCUUUUGGUUUUCAGAAAUGUAUGGAACUGAAAAUUGGAUGCUCACAUUAUGUGGGAAGGUUACUUUACUAUCUCCCAAUGACACAAAGAGCAAAAACCAAGGCCACUUUAUUAGGCACAUGAAACCCAGCUAGCUACCGUUUGAAGUCCUGCUUCAUUUAAAAUAUUUGUGGUCUGCCUUUCAUUCUAGCUGACAUUUAUUCUUGUGCUUUAGCCUUUUUCAUUGGUUAUUACUUUUUCUUGACUGGAUCUUUACAUACACUGGAGUCCAAAGCCUAAGACCACUUGUAACCCACAGUACAUAUAAAGACUGGUGACACGAGUGAAGAAACAGGAUGACACUAUUUCCCCCUACGAGGCCAUAUCUCAACCCGGGUGAACACAUAUGAGAGAUUUUGGACCGACAUGUUAGACGGCGCUCUACACCGCCAUCAUCCUCAUCAAAACACCAAAGGAGGGAAUAUUGUCCGGGAGAUUGGUGCUGCCUCUCUCCGGGAGAGAUCCAGAGACUUUGUAGAAUCAAGUUGCUUCGGAGCUGUUCUGCUGACACAUGUUGGCCUAACACCUCACUAAGAUGCUUUAUGUUGGAUGAUCCUUUAAUUUGUCCUCUUCACUUCGAUCAUUGUAGAAAGCCUUAAAAACUGUUAUGUGCAGGAGUACUCAUAUACUUUGUUUUAAUUAUGCAUCAGAGUAUGCAUGAUGGCCAAGUGUUGCUUCAGUACAUGUGCAUGAAUGGCAGAGGCAGUGAAGUCAACAACAAUUGGGUUAACUUCCUUGGAGAACCUAAAAUAUCUUGUCCGCACUUACUCCAUUUUGUCAAAGGAGACCUUCACGGAUUUUUAAGUAUGUUUACAGGUGUCGGGGACUACUGCACACAUAGUAGGCAUGUUAUGCACAUUGGAACCACAGAUUAAGGCUCAGAUGUAAGUCACUUUGGACAAAAGCAUCUGCUAAAUUAAUGUAAUGUAAUGUAAUAGAAGUAGUUUAUUUGAAUUAGCCCGCAGCAAUGAAGCAGACUGACUGUCCCGCUGGUGGAUUGAAUGUUUACAAGUCCAACAAAAUGGUAGGUUAGUCACACAUUAUUUGUCUAUGGCCAAAUGAUGUACAUAAUGUUACCUUGUUCUUUAUCUGUCAGUGGGGGAAAGUGGGCUGCUACUGAACUUUUGGGUAGCUUCAGCUGCUAAUGCCCCCCCGCUGCAGCAUUAGUGAGAAAAAGGUUAAUAAUCAGAUCCCUCAAAUCUGCCAAAGCUGAGUUACACAACAGGGUGUGAAUGCAGACUAUUUUGUCUGUCUCCAAUUAUAUCUGCUGUAUUCUAUCAGUGUGCCCCCUGAUCUCCCGGUGCUACCUCCCUGUCCUCAUUAAACUGAAGUGAUUUACAAUGCCACGGGUAUACACUUGAAAUGUAAAAAAAACUGAGUGAACAAAUAGCUUUACUGUGCUCUGUGUGUGUCUUGCUGGUUCCUACCCCCCAACUGCGAAGCUGGACAGAUCAUUUAGCAUAAAAAUCGAAAUCUACUGAAACUGCUUUUUGUAAAAAAUCUCAUGGAUCACUGCGACGUGGUCAAAACUAAACACUUGUUUUACAGUAUUAUAUAUUAAAUAUUUUAUUAUAUUAUGUAUAUAUAUUCAAAUAUACAAGUCAUUUGUAUAAUUUGUACCUUCGGACUGAUUUUGAAACAAAACAAAAAUCUGCUUUGUGUAGGAAUUGCCUUAUUUUUUUCCGCAUUAAUGUCAAAUUUAAACAUCUUGCAUUUGUGAGAUCAAAAGAGAGAAUGAUGAAUGUACAUCUCAUGAAUGUACAUCUCAUCUCAUCAAAACCCAAUGAUAAAAAAUAUAUAUUGUAUACAUUAUUUUUUACUUUUCCCCAUAGACAUAAAGAAUGAUGGCUCCAUUUUGUAAUAUACAUUCUCCUAUGAAUAACAUAUUUACCAUUUUAUUGCAAUUUGUGCAGCACGCAGUUCUUGUUUCCACAGAAACAGCAGUGAGAUGACUCACAUAAUGAUGUGACAAGAUGCAACACUGGAAAGAGGUGAAGCCUACUUGAUGAUUACUAAUUGCAUGCUCAGUCUUAUGCUUCUGUUUAGUGUGACAGUGUUAACACCUGUGGGGACAUUGUUCAUGUUAGUUCAUAGUAAAAUCAUAAAAUGAUGAGCUACAGCUGAAAGUGAUUAAUGUCAGUGUUGGCCAUGAUGCUUAAAAUUAAAAAAAAAAACGUUUGUGUGUGUAUAUAUAUAUA